UUUCACUCCGACACUAUUCUAUCAUCCUCCCAUCAUCCCAUCCUGACUCGCAUUCGUGCCUGAUUUCUACUCCUCCACGACUUUGCAUCUUCCUCUAUACAACAAACACUCAGAUUCAUUCCUGAAUACCCGAUCUGUCCAUGAACAAUGCGGGGAUUUGAGGCAUCGGGCCCCGGUGCUAUCUACGGUCUUCCCUCGACCCUCACCACUUCCGUGUUAAGCACCAGCACUCCCACGCCUUCAUCCUUCCCAAGACCGAACACCGACCCGGAGAUCGUCUCCCAUAAUAUUGAAAAUGUCCUCCGUUCCGUGUCCGCGCAGUUCGAGCGCGAUCACAGCCUGGUCUCCGUCAGUGGCAACUCGUCCGGCUCGACCGGAAAGGGAAUCCUGAUCGGCAUUCUCUCUGCCUUUGGCUCUGCGGGGGUUGCGGUUCUUAUCUUGGCCUUGUUUUUCUUUUUCAAGUACACAAGACGUGGUCGGAUUAUAUUGGAUCGCAUUGGGCGACCGGGUGAAUACGAUGAUGAACAGGCGUUUUUGCGCGAUGAGGCGGAGGCUCUGGGGACGAUGGAUGAUAUUUCGCGGUCGGAAUACAUGAGAGCGAAAGCCUUUGUCGAUGCCAACCCUCCCGAAUCGGUGCAGACCGAUAUCUCGCUGUCUCAGUUCCUUGCCAUCCAAGAGAAAGGUGUCUCCGCGUGGGAAUUUCAGCCAGAACUCGAAAUCGCCAACUGUUUUGUCGAAGCUCGGACGGAGAUUGAAUUCUUUGAUUCCGAAUGCAGCGUCCAGGCAAAUCUUCCUGUGCCCAAGCAAAACGAUGUCUACUACUGGGAAGCGAAGGUCUUUGAGAAGCCCGAGACUACGUUAGUCAGUAUUGGCAUGUCAACAAAGCCGUAUCCGUUGUUUAGAUUGCCAGGCUUCCACAAAGCGUCCGUUGCAUACCUAUCGACCGGUCAUCGCAGAUUCAACCAACCGUUCACACCAACCCCGUACGGCCCUCAACUCGCGCAAGGUGAUGUGGUUGGUGUGGGAUACCGGCCUCGAUCAGGCACAAUUUUCUUCACUCGCAACGGUAAGAAGAUGGAAGAGGUGGUCCACGGUCAGAAGGUGCCCAACUUCUUCCCGACAAUUGGCGCGAACGGCCCCUGCUCUGUCCAUGUCAACUUUGGUCAGAUGGGAUUUGUAUUUAUCGAAGCCAACGUCAAGAAAUGGGGACUGGCUCCGAUGACCGGCAGUCUAGCACCACCCCCGCCGUAUGGAAGCGAACACGGCAGCAUCUUGCUCGAGUCUGGUCGAGAGAGUGCAGCGCAAAUCUCUCAUCGGGUCUACCAGAAUGCCCAUUACGCCCAUACCGAUUCAACUGUUAGAAUUGCACCGUCUCCUAGCCCUGGACCUAUCCGAUCGCCAACCGACAUCUCGCUCGCACAGCUGGCUCAUGUGCCCUCCCAGGAAGAUAUUGGCGAAGGAUCAAGUAGUCAUGUUGAAGACGACGAGCGUACCCAUCUUUUGAAUCAGGAAGAUAUUGAUAACAUUCCGCCUCCUGAAUAUACCAGCCCCGAGGGCAGUCGCCGAGGCAGUGAUGCAUCGCAACAUCCACCGAUACCCAGUUACGAUGCUGCUGUGGCUGCCCAAAAUCGUCACUUGCAAGAAAACCAAGGCCGCGACAAUGAAAACCGUUAAGUCGUGAUGUUGCAGUGCAACACGCGAUCGUUUGUUUCUUCCGUUAUUUGGCGCUCUUUCCUUUCUUUCUUUCUAUCAUCCGAUUUAGCGGCCAUGGUCGGCGUUUCAUGGGCGAGAUUCUGGCUGUAUUUGCUUUAUGGUUAUGCCACAUGGGAAGUGGCCUUGAAAUGAUGUUACGUAUAUAGGAUUGGGAGAUAUCUUUCUUCUUUUUAUCUUUUCUGGCGCUUUUAUGAUGUACUCCAUGUAUCUUACCUCGGUACGGUAAGCUGGCUGGGGCAUUUGGGGAUCAAAAAUGGAACUAUAUAUAUUGACCUGGCUAGAACACCAAUGGCCUUGGGUUAUCUUCUUUACUCUUCUAUGCUUUUCAUGUGUUCCUGCAUAGCUUUCGUCGAAUUCAUAACCUGGUCUCUGAAGAUGAA
This is a messenger RNA of Aspergillus glaucus CBS 516.65, 2093 nucleotides long. Its product is annotated as SSH4 family protein. Gene Ontology annotation, molecular function: protein binding. The record is from RefSeq and is a predicted model, not a curated record. The coding region runs from base 148 to 1674 and encodes 508 amino acids. Lineage: Eukaryota; Fungi; Ascomycota; Eurotiomycetes; Eurotiales; Aspergillaceae. The transcript is spliced from 3 exons.